AUGUACAAGACGUCUCGCUUUAUUGAGCAAAUAAAUUGCCCAGGAACUUCUUCUCUAACUCCCAUAAGAGAUUACGAGAAUGACUUUUUUCACAUUAAUGAUGACAAGCUUCCUUCUAAGCCUAAAAACACAUAUAAAAAGGCGAAUCUUGAACCAUUACUGAAAAAAAAAGGGGCGAAAUCAAACAAACGACCAGCCAGUCUGGUUUUGGCCCAGUUUCCAGAGCCUGUUAACAAGAAGCAAUGCUCGCCACUAUAUUCGAAUGACUUCAAAGAAUUGGCCAAAGUCGCUACCCAGUCUCCAAUAAAGUCAGACCCCAAUUCAAAAAUAUCUGAGUUUAUCAGAAGCAUUAAAUUGCUGUACGACAAUGAGGUUGAGUAUGCUAAAAUGAUGGAAUUGUCGAACUCCGUUUACCGAAAGAAUCUGAAUGAAAACCCUGCUUUCAAGGCUAAACUUCUAGGUGUUGGCUCUCAUAAUGAAAUAUCGAUAUUUGGAAAUAUAGAAACGAUUGCUUCCAUUAGUAGGCUAUUUCUCAACAGUUUGCAAGGUGCUCUGGUUGACCAGAAAUUCAAGGAGGUUGACGAACUAUUUUGGGAAGAAAUUGAUAAAAAAUCAACCUUACAGGAAAAGUUGGCCAAAAAUCUCGAUAUUGGUAAGAUCUUUAACUUGAAUUUUCUGCGAAUCAAAUCGACAUAUUUAACCUAUUUCGUGACGCACAGAAAACAAAUGGAAUUUUUGGAUUAUAUGAGGGUAGGAAAUGAGAAACUAUUCGAAAAAUGGUAUAAGCACUGCUUCACUCUUGCAAAUAAUAACAAGCUGGAGGAUAUAUUUGAACUUCCAAUUAAAAGAUUAUCUGAAUGGACAUUGGCUUUAGAGAAACUUUGCAUCCUAACCAAAGAUGAAUUAUUUGAAAGUUGCAUUCGCGAUAAUAUUCGAAACACGCUCGAGCAGUAUCGCACUUUUGAAAAAUAUGUUGAGAAUGAAAUAUCUGAAUUCAAUGGUACAGUAAAUUAUGAUUUCAGUCUAACACCCAUUGAAAUAAUUCAAAGCUAUGGGUUAGAUAAUGUAAACGUACAUACUCCCUUACAAAACUCCAAUGAGAAAGCUGAAAAAGAUCACAAGAAAGGAAAUAAGCGUUUAACGUGCAAUUCCAUCAAGACUUUCGACCGCUCCACAAGAACGGUUUCUAUUUUUUCCGGAUCUUCAAGUCGAUAUUCUGAAUACGACAUUCCCUCCACAAUCGACGCAUCAGUACAGUCGACAAAUUCGUCCUCCAAUCUCACAUCCGAUUCAAAUAUACUUUGGGACUCUACCAUCUCCGAUCUGACACUCUGUGAUCACGUUGAGAAUUUCAAGAAGGUGCACAGGGGCUUGUCAAAUCUUAAGAAAAUUUUGGGAAAGGAUGAUAUGAUUAGCGUAUUGGAUAUACAUCUGAAGCAUGCUGCACUUUGGGGGGCAGUCAUAGAAUGUGACGGUGAAAACAUUGCGAUUCAAGAGGACGCGACUUUCUUCUUCUCGUCAAUGCAUAAUGAAUAUAUUAACAAACUGCAAAGAUUGAGGGAAGACGUGGCGGUCAUGAAGGUGACAGAAAUGGAGACUCUUGUGAAAAAGCCAUUAGUGGCAAUGCUGAAGUGUUGUGACUCUGUUAAAGCGCAACUUCAUGAUCUCAACGUAUUGAAAAGGGACUACAUGGUUUACCUACGAGAGAAAAGAUCUUCACUGCAAGACAUGAAAAGAGAAAUCUUAGCGAAUCACUUUAAGAAGUUGCAGGCAAAAUUAUUGCACGAUCUGCCAAUUUUUAUGGACCUUGUUUAUCGAACAACCUCUCUUGUGAUCUUAAACUACCACAAAAUGAUGCAAAAAUAUCUAGAAAUAACAGCAGGUGGUGAAUUGUUUUUAAUAAAGGAUCUUGAGCGCUUGGGGCAUUUGAGGAAAGAUGCAGGUAGGAAUUUUGAUAUCUUGCAGUCAUAUUCCACUUCAAGAUUCUGCAGCAAGCGCUAUGUAAGGGAUAACUGGUUUUUUGAACAGGAUCAAACUGAAAGCAGGAUUCUCCGUAAACUUUUUGAGCUAUAA
Molecule: messenger RNA, 2073 nt
Organism: Zygotorulaspora mrakii
Lineage: Eukaryota; Fungi; Ascomycota; Saccharomycetes; Saccharomycetales; Saccharomycetaceae
Gene: FUS2
Product: Fus2p
Exons: 1
Coding region: 1-2073 (690 amino acids)
Molecular function (GO): guanyl-nucleotide exchange factor activity
Source: RefSeq, a predicted model, not a curated record